Molecule: messenger RNA, 5891 nt
Organism: Calliphora vicina (urban bluebottle blowfly)
Lineage: Eukaryota; Metazoa; Arthropoda; Insecta; Diptera; Calliphoridae
Gene: vir
Product: VIR_N domain-containing protein
Exons: 5
Coding region: 119-5719 (1866 amino acids)
Cellular component (GO): RNA N6-methyladenosine methyltransferase complex
Molecular function (GO): RNA binding
Source: RefSeq, a predicted model, not a curated record
AGUUUUUUUGCCUGCGUGAAUUCUUUUUAAUAAAAAUUGCUUAAAAUAUAUUAUUUGUAUUGAAAUUAUUAAAAUAAUAUUAAAAAUUAAACUAUUGGCACUGGAAAAAGCAACCACAAUGGCAGAAACUGAAGAUGUCAGCGAACUGUUAUUCUUUGAUACAUUUUCCCAUGAAUCUGACGCGGACAUAAAUUUGGACCUAGUGCAAUUCCCCAAACCUGUGUUUAUUACACAAGUACGUAUUAUACCCUUGGGCGCCCGUGUACAAGCAGACUUUCCAGGUGGCGUACGUUUGGGUGCCACAAAUCCUUCCAAGUUCGAAAUAGAAUUUUUUGUUAAUGAUUUGGGCAUGCCGGGUGCAUCGGCUUUUGAGAAUUUGGGACAGCUACAGUAUAAUCAAAACGAUUGUAUACAUUUGGAGUGCACGCAGGAGAAGAUACCUACAGAUGGUUUGGUGUUGAGAGGCUGGUAUAGUACCAUUACUUUGGCAGUAUAUGGUGUAUUGACUAAUUCCCUGACGGAAAAUAUAGCCAGCCCACCACCGGCCCCCUGUGAACCGGAAGAAAUUGACGAAAUACCCAAUAUUAGUGGCGAGACUAUACGAAACUCUAGUAUGCCGGAAGAUGAACUAAAAGAAGAGUGGAAAGAACCAUUGACCGCAGAUUUAAGUGCUCAUGUACAUGAACACGAAGAAUUGGAAUAUGAUGCUUUACGUGUGCGUGGACCAGAUGGUCAUUAUAGACGAGAUUCUGGUGAUGAAAGAGAGAGGAGAUUAAGAAAAUCAUCCAGAUCCUCUGAAAGAUCACCCUCCUCUCGUAACCGUUGUCAUUCGGAAAGCAAUGAAUAUGUUAGAAAUAGAGAACGAGAGCGUGAAAGAGAUAGAGAGAAGCCCUUAAGAGAUUGGUCCAGAAGUCCGGUGUAUGCUCGUCAUUCUAGACGAAAACGUUCUGAACGCUCCCGUUCUGAUGUAGAAGAACCACCUAAAUGGCCCAGAACACCACCAGCCUCUAUAGAUUCACCUGUUAGACCUAGAUCUCCGGACUACACUGAUGAAGAGUCUAAUAAUCAUUAUAAAACUGUAAAAACCAGAAGUUAUCGCAGGUCAUCUGAGUCUUUAGCAGCUUCGAACAAUACGGCCGAUGCACCAGAGCCCUGUGUCAUUGAAGACGAUGACAAUCCUGGAACACCGGUAGAACAGUAUGAACCCAUCUUAAGUGAUGAUGAAAUAAUGGGCGAUGACCAAGACAAUGAUUCCAAUACCAACGAAGAACCUACUACAAAUGCCGAUGAGUUUGAACAGGAACUGCAGUCGUUGGCCCUUAAAGCUAAACCUGCAAUCAUUGCAUUUGAUGCUUAUACCCAGCCUGUGCAGAAAUUCACGCCCAGCUCACAACAGCAAUACCAGAAAGACGUUGAUAUCUUAAAAGCCUUACUCAAGAAGUUCGAGUUACAAUCGAAAUGUGAAGAUGUUACAGCCUUCAAAGAUGCUGCCACUACCACAGAAGAAAAGGAAAGUUUUGUUUUUAUAUGUGAACAACUGAUAAAUCAUUUAUCGUACAUUAACCAAAACUUUAAAAGAAGGCAGCAUAUUUUGAACAGUGUUUUAGAACAUCCACCACAUUUGAAACUUAUAUCAAAGAUAUGCAUUAUAGCAUUGGACUUUGAGGCUGCUUGUUGCCAACCACAGCCCGCUUUUAAAAUCAGACACAUUAAGACAGGAGCUAGGUUGAUGGAACUUUUAGCACCCAGUGCGGAAAUAUUCAAUCAUUUAAUAAAUAAUGAAAAAUUCGAUCCAUUUAAGGUGGUUUUAGAGCUUUACCAUCAAAACUACAUGGCUUUAUCCAUUAAAUUGAUGCUACUCAAAACUAUUUACUCUUUAUUGGAUUGCAAACCCGCCCUUCAACACUUCCUAUCACCUGUCAUCAAUGGCUAUCAACUUAUCUUGGACUUGUUGCAAUCUUCGAAACUAACACGCACCAAGUAUUUUCUGCAAUCCAUUGUUAAAAAGUUGCAUCUUAAUGAGUCCCUUUCGACGUUGCGUGAAACUUGUACACAACUCUUUGUUAUCACCAACUAUGAAGCGCAGUCUCUGGAACCUUAUCAAAUGUUGGAGGCUUGCUUGCAACAACUUUUGGAUGCUUUGCAGGAAAAUUGUCUUUCCUAUCAACAACCUAAAAGAUUUUUGCCCGUUUCAAAGAAAUUUGAAAUAUCCGUUGAUGCUGCUGCUCAAAAAACCUGUGCCAACACAUUUAGGUCAUAUUUUGUACAACAUGCUUUGGCGGAAUCAUUAUUGCUAAUUAUUAGCAAUGCCAGUGCGGUGCCUUCUUCGUUGGUGGUAACCAGCUUGGAUGUAUUGCGUUCCCUGUUGCAAUGCAGCGUGGGUAUUGAUUAUUUAACCGAUGACUGUUUUGAGGUGACACAAAUGCUGGUAGCAAUGCUGUUGGGCAUAGACGAAGUGCGAAAAGAAGUAGAGGAGGAGAUUGUUGAAGCAAAACUUCCAAAGUCUGUAGAAAUCUCACCAAACGAAGAAGUAUCUAAUGAAACAUCGCCUGAAACCCCUACAAAGUCACCUGCGAAAACUGAAGAAACUAAAACAAAAGACCCCGAAACUAAAGAACAAACAACUCCAGAGCCAGCACAGCAAGACAUUGAAAUGGCUUCUACGGAUAAAAAUGCUGAUGUAAAGAAAGUCCUGCAUAAUAAAGAGUUGGAAAAAUUGGCCAUUGAAUUGGCAUAUAAAAUACAAACCCGCUAUCAUUUAGAUGCAAUUGUAUUUCUCUCUACCAUUAAUGAUUCGUAUGAUUCCGUAGAAUUGGCCACACAUUUGCAUGCUUUGUAUUCGCAAACAUGUAAUGCCAGCGGUCGCCAAUAUACGGUUGAGGUAUUGGGUUUGAAUAAACAAAUACAAGUCUUUAUGGAUCUUAUUAAGCAGGAGCAACGUUUGCAGGCUCAACGUCAAUUGACUUCGCCCGGUGCCAAGUAUAAAAGUCCCGUCUUAAGUUAUGCCGUCGACCUGGUGGACUGUUGUGUACGCUACAGUGAAAAUUUAGAUUAUUUGAUAGAGUUUGGUAAGCGUAUUCUAGAGUUGGCCAAAAAUCAUGAAACCUUUGAACCUUCCGUGUCGGCCGUGCUGCAGGAACUGUUUGUCUAUCUGAAGCCCUUAGAAACUGCAAAUAUCUUUUCGUACGAUGAUAUUACACCACUAGUGGAAGUUAUUCAACGAUCUUUGGAAUACAUCACCACCUUCCCCGGUGAUCUUAUAAUGGGCCUAAGAAUUCUGCGACAUUUGGCUAUAGGACCAGCCACCAAAGUAUACAAAUCGGCCGAUACCGAAGAACUAAAACAUCGUUAUGUGGCCUUGCAAUUCUAUUCAGCCGAUGGUAUGCAGACCUUAGUGCACAUUCUGGAAAAACUAUGUGCAUACUUCGAACAGCCCGGUCUCCAUACACCGGCCUUAAUGACCAUACAGGGUAUUCACUGUUGCCAGAUAAUUUUGCCCACAUUGCAGGUAAUGCGCGAAAUGUUAUCAUUUGCCAUACAAUGUAGAGAUGUGGAAUUUAAAGAUUUGACAGCAAUUGAUCAUUUAAUGCGCACCUACUAUUUGAUGCACUUCUUUCCGGCAACUAGUCCGGCGGCCUCAGAAGUUGCCAAGGCUAAAUACGAAAUUGUACAGACAUUGUUGGCCUAUACGCAGCCCAAUGAACAGGACGAGGAGUUGCUGCACAAAUCGCUGUGGACACAGAUGAUAAGGGAGAUUUUGAAAAAUAUCGAUGGUCCCUCAACAUUUAUACCAGGUCUUCUAGUCUUGGCUGAGCUUUUACCACUUCCCCUACCACUACAUCUGCCUGUUGUGGAUCCCUCUGGCAAUAGCGAAACACUUAAAGGCCAGGCUCAGCACUUGAUAAGAGAACGUAAAAUCUGGUCGGCCCAUUUACAUCCACAGGGAGCUCAAAUUGCUCGCCUCAUUGAGGGCAUGGCUCCCUCAUCAUUCCCCCAACUAAGUGAUUUACUAACACGUGUCUGUCUUCAGCUAGCAGAUUUGGCUCCCAACAUGACGCUACUUAUUUCGAAAACUUUAAGUGAUCUAAUGACCAGUGAAUGGUCGUCAGCUGGACAACAGCCUACAGCACAUCUGGCACGUUUGCUGCAAUUUUUUGCCCGUCUCAAUGCUUAUCCCGCUUUGAAGAUAUCCACACUUUCCAUACUGUCUGGGAAAUUAUGGGAUUUCCUAAAUGGUUUGCUAACAAUGAAAACCUCUACGGAGGUGGGCAUAAAAUGUCAAAUUUCAGUGCAUCGCAUAUUGGAAAGUUUUUUGGAUUCGGAAAUUUCAUUUAUAGCUUCAUCCCCUGCUAUCAUCGCUAGUAAUAACAACAGUAAUCCUUUGCUGAACUUGGCCACUGCGCUGCCCCACAAAGAAUUGAUACCCAAAAUUGUGGAAGCUAUUUUCACCAAUUUAAUGCAGGUGGAAGUCACUUCAGAGGUAUCGGCCAUGGGUGUUAGAAAUUUGGUGAUUCUAACAGAGCAUGACAUUACUUUCUAUCACUUGUCGCUGAUAUUGAAACAAAAAUCUUCCGAAUUCCAGGCUUGGAUACAAAAAAUUACCACUGUAAAUGAGGCUGGUUCCUAUAAUUCCAAUAUUGAGUCUUUGGUUUUAUUAUUACGUUCCCUAACACAAAUAGAAGACUUGACACCGCAAUAUUCCUCCUUGCCGGCCAGAUCAUUGAAACUAUCCGGACUGGAAUUAGCUCAAAUAAUUGGUUUGAAAACAGAAGAACCCAAAUCUAAUUUAAUUGAAGCGAUUUCCUUAAUUUUGGAACGCAAUAAGGAAGACAUCAAUGAUACUCUAUUAAAUGACAUACAACAAUUAAAGGAUUUAAUGGCCACUGUUAAUGGUGCUACAAAUACCGAGGAUGAUGUGUUGGCCUCAGAGCCUCAUCUACCACAAACUGAAAGCAUUGUAACACAAUACGAUGCCCGACCGAUAUUUACCACUUAUGAUCCACAAACCGAUGAUGGACACAUGGUGGCCCAUCACUGGUUGAAUAUUCUAAAUAUUGAGUCAUUAACGGCGGAGGACUUUGAAACUCAGUACGAAAGAAUCAGCUGUGAUUUGACGGAGUUGGCAAAGACUUGCUUGACGCCGGAGUGUAAUUUGUCUUCGGACUGCAAGAGAGUAUUGCAUUUGUCCGCCUCACCCCAAUCGAAUCGCGAACGUACACCAACUGCCCCCUGUUUCCGCACCAGACGCGUUGAAGUAGAGCCCUCUACUGGUAGACCUGAGAAGAAAAUCUAUGUAACUUCCAUGAGAGGUAGAGGUUUUCCUCGACCUCCUCCAUCACGCGGAGAUCUAUUCCGUUCGCGGCCACCCAAUACCUCUAGGCCACCCUCUCUGCAUGUCGAUGACUUUUUGGCUUUAGAGACAUGUGGUGCCCAACCUACUGGACCCACGGGUUACAACAAAAUACCACCUUUAAUGCGUGGUUCUCGUGUAGGACGUAAUCGUGGCUCGCGCAUUUCCGCUGUAGCAGCCUAUCGCAAAACGAAAAUUUUACGCACAAACUCACCCUCCACCUGGAAUGAGGGUGGUUCCCCCCACUAUCGCUCCAAUCCAGAUUCACACUUUUCUGUGGGGCCCGGCGAUGGACCUCAUUAUUCGACUAAUCAUUUCACCGGCCGAAUUCGUGGGCGUGGCAUGCGUUCUCGCCCCUAUAUGCGUUAAAAUACUACAACUCGUUUAUUUGUUAAGCUUAAAAAAAGAUUAUCAUUUUUUUUUGUCAAAUUAAAUUACAAUACAGUUUGUUUUGUCUAUAUUCUAAGCUGACCUUGACUUAUUUCUGUUCGCACAUGUGUCUGUAAAAUCUUUGAAAUAAUAAUAACAAAAAAUCAUCGUA